Molecule: messenger RNA, 1323 nt
Organism: Asterias rubens (European starfish)
Lineage: Eukaryota; Metazoa; Echinodermata; Asteroidea; Forcipulatida; Asteriidae
Product: platelet glycoprotein Ib alpha chain-like
Exons: 3
Coding region: 64-1323 (419 amino acids)
Source: RefSeq, a predicted model, not a curated record
UCUGUUACAGUUAUAUAAAUUAGUCACUCAACUAAACGACUGACCAGAGACUUGUGAGUUAAAAUGGCCGGAUUGGUGACAUUUUGCCUUUCGCUCACCAUUGUUUGCAUUGGUGUAGGCAAGCUUCUUAUAAGUGGAGAUGUAGUUCUAGCUAGUUUACAGUUCUCAAAAGAGAGCAAUGUAAAACUUACUGGUAGCGUUUUGAGUGAAAUUCAAGCGGUUCGUUCCCCUGUGAAGUGUGCGGCUGUUUGCAGAAGAACCGCAUUUUGUCGGUCGUUCAACUACGAUAAAACUGACAUGCAUUGUCAGCUGAACCGAGAUACGAAAAGCAAUAAUCCUGGUGACGUUUUUCAGGAUAACAAAUACAGCUACUAUGAGAUGGAGAACCAGAGUAUAUCUAUUGAUUUGUCGACUAAAGAACCGAUAACUUUGGAACCAAAGACAGAGCAGCCAACUUCAACAGAGCAAACAACUUCAAAGGAGCCAACGACAAUUUUACAUGAACCAACUUUGGAACCAACAACACAGCAAACACCUUCACUGGAACCAACGACAACUUUGGAACCAACGCCAGAGCAAAGUACUUCAAAGGAACCAACGACAACUUCAAAAGAACCAACGACAAUUUCAACAGAACCAACGACAACUUUGGAGCCAACGACAGAGCAAACACCUUCACUGGAACCAACGACAACUUUGGAACCAACAACGCAGCAAACAACUUCAGAGGAACCAACGACAACUUUGGAGCCAACGACAGAGCAAACAACUUCAAAAGAACCAACGACAACUUUGGAGCCAACGACAGAGCAAACAACUUCACAGGAACCAACGACAACGUUGGAGCCAACGACACAGCAAACAACUUCAAAAGAACCAACGACAACUUUGGAGCCAACGACAGAGCAAACAACUUCAAAAGAACCAACGACAACUUUGGAGCCAACGACAGAGCAAACAACUUCACAGCAACCAACGACAACGUUGGAGCCAACGACACAGCAAACAACCUCAGAGGAACCAACGACAACUUUGGAACCAACAACGCAGCAAACAUCCGAAAGCGUCGUUUACCGUCCGACGUGUUCUGCGAUAAAACUGUCUGGUGACUCACUCGACGGCGAUUACAUGAUUGAUCCCGAUGGAGUAGGAAAUCAUCCACCAUUCGAAGUUUACUGCGAUCACAUGACCGGUUAUGGAUUUACACACAUACCACCCACGAUCCCUGGGGUCAUGACUGAGGUUGAUUCCGAGCCGUACGAUGUGAAUAUUGCUUAUUCAGUUCCUAUGGAUCAGGUCAGAUAUACAUCACCUCUUUACUAA